Pygocentrus nattereri (red-bellied piranha) is the source of this 1515-nucleotide messenger RNA. Its product is annotated as chemokine XC receptor 1-like. The transcript is spliced from 3 exons. Gene Ontology annotation, biological process: immune response; chemotaxis; G protein-coupled receptor signaling pathway. NCBI's taxonomy places the organism in Eukaryota, Metazoa, Chordata, Actinopteri, Characiformes, Serrasalmidae. The coding region runs from base 356 to 1327 and encodes 323 amino acids. Gene Ontology annotation, molecular function: chemokine receptor activity. The record is from RefSeq and is a predicted model, not a curated record. Gene Ontology annotation, cellular component: membrane.
CAUGUUCUCACAGUUUUUUAAGUGCCAUGUUAGAAGAUCCAUGUUUGGUAAGGUUUUACUGUGUAACCAAUCACAAGCUUUAAACUGUCCGUUCAGAAGUGUCUAUAUAACCCGCCGUCAGAUGAUGAAUGUUUGAGACUUCUCAUCAUAAAACAGAACUCUCCCAGUACUAGAAAAACUGCAUGACUUCUUAAAUAUCAACUGACUGAAUCUUCACAUCCACAAGACAAAGCAGACUGGAUUUCUAGUGCAGGCUGCAGAAGGUGAUACCUGCUCUGUACAAUCAGCACUGAUUUAGAGAGUCUUGUCCUAAUCCUCCUUCCGUGCGGCACAAACAACAAUUCAGGAGAGAAAAAUGGAAAACAGUGAAGAGGGAGAAAAUGCAAAUAGCACAUUUGGAUAUUAUGACUAUUAUGACUAUUAUUACUCUCCUCCUCUGCUAUGUCAAAACGAAGCUUUGAUCAAAGCUGUUUCCACUGAUUUUCCCAUAGUCCUCACCAUUGUGGUCCUCCUUAGUCUAAUUGGUAACGUCCUGGUUCUGGUGAUGUUUGGACUCUUUGAAAAUCUCAAAUCACUGACCAACAUCUUCAUCCUCAACUUGGCUCUCUCUGACCUGAUCUUCACACUUGGGCUUCCAUUUUGGGCUUGCUAUCUCAUGUGGAGCUGGACGUUUGGCGACUUUAUGUGUAAAAGUGUGAACUUUAUCUUCUCUGCUGGAUUUCAUAGCAGCAUUGUGUUCCUGAUGCUGAUGUCAAUUGAGCGCUAUGUAGCAGUGGCCCAUCCUCGGUCAGACUGGAAUAGAUGGCAGGGAUUUGUCUUUCCUGUCAUUACUUGGGUGUUUAGCUUUGCAGCAGCUUCACCAGAAUUACUGUACAGUGAAGUCACGCCUGACCCAAAAGACUCUAAAAAACGUUACUGUACGUAUUACAGCACUGAAGCUAUCAUUGGUGUUACAUAUCAACAGAACAUUUUGUUUGUUGUUGCCUUUUCAGUCGUGGGUUUUUGCUACAUAAGAAUUAUUCUGACCAUCCCAAAGUCCCAGAGGAACAACAGAAACAGGACUAGAAGAUUGAUCUUCUCUAUUGUGGUGUUGUUCUUUAUCUGCUGGGCUCCUUAUAACAUUGUGAUGUUUCUGAACACGUUGCAUUUUCAUCAGAUUGACAUUUUUACAUCGUGUGAUGCGUUCAUUCAUCUUGAUUCUGCGCUUUAUGUCUGCAAAGUGCUCGCUUGUUCCCACUGCUGCUUGAAUCCAGUUCUUUAUGUUUUUGUUGAUGUAAAAUUCCGUAAUAAUUUGAGGAUGCUUCUACAGAAAAUGUUUCGAUGUUGAAUUGACGUGAACUUCCAUUAAAUGAGAUUGGUAGAAAUUCAUGUUCAGUUUUAUGAGUGCGAGAAGUUGACUUAAUUCACUCCUAUUCAAUAAAUGAAUAAAUAAAUCCAUACAGAGAUAAUAAAAAAUGGUAUGUUGGAGCUAAAAUAUACACAGCAACUAAACAAUCUUUGUGAACAGUUGGGCAG